Helianthus annuus (common sunflower) is the source of this 2781-nucleotide messenger RNA. Its product is annotated as serine/threonine-protein kinase STY46. The transcript is spliced from 16 exons. NCBI's taxonomy places the organism in Eukaryota, Viridiplantae, Streptophyta, Magnoliopsida, Asterales, Asteraceae. Bases 694 to 2379 code for a protein of 561 amino acids. Gene Ontology annotation, molecular function: protein kinase activity; ATP binding. Gene Ontology annotation, biological process: protein phosphorylation. The record is from RefSeq and is a predicted model, not a curated record.
GCAACGAAAAGAAGAACAUCUUGAAUCCACGUCGAUACCCGCUCAAUGGGUGCGCAUUACGCCAUCAUCGUUUUCCAAAGCUUAAAAGUAAACUCCAAAUUUCAAUUUUCUUGUACCACACGCUGUAAAUAUUGUACCUUCAUCUGCCUCUAGAACUUUCCGCUCUGGAAACACCACGAGCUUAUAUAUUACACACAGAGGCGGUAUUCUCCAUUGUUAAACCUUUGUUUUCUUCUGUUCAACUGUUUCAUAACUCAUUUCGUGUGUGUCCGAAUUAUAAACCGUUUUGAUCUUCGUUUUCAUCGAUCGAAGCGUUUGAAACUUGUGAAUAUGUGAUCGUUUGAUUGAUUUCCGAGUGAAUUUAGGUUUAAUCGUUUCAUUUCUUGUCCGUACGAAUUUAACCGUUUUGAUCUUCGUUUUUAUCGAUCGAUGCGUGUGAAACUGUGAUCAUUCGUUCGAUUUACGAGUGAAUUUAGAUGUACUUUAGAGGUUUAAUCGUUUCAUUUCGUGUCCGUACGGACUGUGACCGUUUUGAUCUUCGUUUUCAUCGGUCGAUGCGUGUAAACCUGUGAAUAUGUGAUCGUUCGGUUGAUUUACGAGUGUUUGGAAGUAAUCGAUAGGUUUAAAUGUUUAGUUGUUGUUAUUACGAGUGAAUAUGUGUUGUGAACGGUUUUGAGGUGUUGUGGUGACGUAAUGGUGAUGCGAGGAGGAGAAACGGAGAGUUGUUGCAGUAGCAGAGCGUCGGAGGCGUCGCCGGCGGCGGCGGUGGCGAGUCGGAAACGGAGGCCGAAGGUGGAGGUUUAUCAGGAGGUGCUUCGUCGGCUUCGAGAGUCGAAUUGUGAAGAGGCGUGUAAACCUAGUUUUGAAGAUGAGCUGUGGUCUCAUUUCAGUCGUCUUCCUGUUCGAUAUGCAUUGGAUGUGAAUGUCGAGAGGGCGCAUGAUGUCCUUAUGCAUAAAAACUUAUUACACAUGGCACAUGACCCGAAUACUAGACCAGCAUUCGAAGCCCGCCUCAUUCAGCUUCAUUCUAGUGCUGAUGAAAAUGGCGUUGAAUCUACUUCAAGCUAUACAAGGAUGAAAGAUGCUCAAAUUUCUAUCCAUCCAUGCAGGCAGAGCCCUCAUCCACCACCUGCAUUUGGUUUAUCAUCAAAAUUUGAAAUUUCUUUUGACGCUGGUAAAUCAAAUUUGCAAGGUGGCGACAAAGUUAUGAGUGCCAACCAGCACUUAUUUCGGCCUUUGCACGAAAUAACAAUUUCAACAAAUGACAAGCCUAAACUUCUAUGUAAGUUGACUUCAUUGCUCUCUGAGAUUGGCCUAAAUAUUCAAGAAGCUCAUGCGUUUUCAACAACCGAUGGCUACUCGUUAGAUGUCUUUGUUGUUAGCGGUUGGCCAUACGAGGAAACAGAGAAAUUGAGAGAUUUAUUGGCAAUGGAAAUACCAAGGGUUGAGGAGAUACCUUGGUCAAAAAAUCCACAAGCGUUGCCUUCUAACGAGAUGGAAACAAAAAAAAUUCAAGAAAUUGUUCAGCUGCCUGUGGAUGGGGCUGAUGUGUGGGAAAUUGAUGUUAAGUUGUUGACGUUUGAAUAUAGAAUUGGUGGUGGAUCAUACAAUGAUUUGUAUAAAGGUACAUUUUGCACUCAAGAUGUGGCCAUCAAAGCUCUCAAGGAUGAGUAUUUAUAUGAAAACGUGCAGAAAGAAUUCGCUCAAGAAGUCUAUAUAAUGAGGAAAAUCCGGCACAAAAACAUUGUGCAAUUUAUAGGUGCAUGUACAAGACCUCCAAAACUUUGUAUUGUUACCGAAUUUAUGGCAGGCGGGAGUCUGUACGAUUUCCUACAUAAUCAAAGUGGUCAUUUUGAUGUCCCAACAAUACUCAAAAUAGCAAGUCACAUUUCGAAAGGAAUGAAUUACUUGCACCAAAAUAAUAUAAUCCACAGGGAUCUCAAGAGUGCCAACCUUUUGAUGGAUGAAAAUGGAAUUGUCAAGGUUUCUGAUUUUGGUGUUGCUAGAGUGCAAAACGAGUCUGGUAUUAUGACUGCAGAAACUGGAACUUACCGGUGGAUGGCUCCAGAGGUUAUUGAACAUAAACCUUACAGUCACAAGGCAGAUGUCUUCAGUUUUGGCAUUGUUGUGUGGGAGCUGUUAACAAAGAAGCUUCCUUAUGCUAACUUGACUCCACUUCAGGCAGCAAUAGGAGUGGUCCAAAAGGGUCUAAGGCCAGUAAUUCCAAAGCAUACUCAUCCAGAGAUUGUGGGACUACUUGAGCGAUGUUGGCAGCAAGAUCCGUCUUCGCGGCCAGAAUUUUCUGAGAUAAUAUCAAUUCUACUGCAUUGUUCUAAGAUGGUAGUGGAAGAGAAAAGAUCUACCAAAAAAAAGAAAUAGUUUGGGAAGUGUCUUUUGACCAGAUGGUGUAUGAUAACCAUGUUCCACGUCAGCGUGUAAGUUUUCGGAGUAACAAUACUGUAGGUAACAUCCCGGCCCUAGAUUUCUUGGUAUGAAUAAUUUGACGUGUUAGUUGUAAAUAUCUGUUUCUUGCGAGAUCUCUUAUCAUCGUGGAAAAUGCAACAUAAAAAACACAGCCAAUUCGAACACAGAGUGAAUUUGAGUAGCUCGUAAGAGAGGUUUUUGUGAUCUUUGUUUAGUCUGAUGUAUAAAGGUAUAAGCAGCAAGUAUUGACAUAUGUUUUGUAUUUAUUAUAUAUAUCAUGUGCGGUAAGUUUGUUGGUAACGAUAUUUUUAAAUCGUAGUGUCCAUGUGACAAUAUUUUACUUCUGUAACCAUGAAA